Molecule: messenger RNA, 1210 nt
Organism: Ornithorhynchus anatinus (platypus)
Lineage: Eukaryota; Metazoa; Chordata; Mammalia; Monotremata; Ornithorhynchidae
Gene: C2H16orf89
Product: chromosome 2 C16orf89 homolog
Exons: 8
Coding region: 45-1115 (356 amino acids)
Cellular component (GO): cytosol; membrane
Source: RefSeq, a predicted model, not a curated record
GGAGCUACUAUGACUCACUUCACGGAAGGAAGGACAGAAGAGCCAUGGCUGUUUUAGGUUUGCUGCUCCUACUACUCCUAUUUCUUCAGCAGCCAGAAUGGAUAGAGAGCAAGGAUGACAGGGCUGUGAUCCUUUCUGCCAUGGAGAAAGCAACUGUCUUCAUGAAGAAAAGACACAGGGAGCUCAACCUGGAUGGAGUGUUGGGCUUUCGGAUAUUAGAAGCUCAGCUGAAAGGUGUCGAAGACAAGUGGGACCUGAACCCCGCCAUGCAGUCUCUGAAACUACGAACAGAGAAGAUCAGUACCAAACUGUCAUCACUCAUCACCUCGGCCAUUUACUUCCUGGAACUGCAGGACUCCAACUACUUAAAAAAAUUCAAUCAGACUCUCCAGUCGGGGUUUUGGAAGCUCUCUCACUCUUGGGAUCACACGAAUAUCACCACGGUGGACAACUACUUGAAGAAGUCAGACUCUUUUUCAGAGGAGCUGAGUGAUUCGUGCAUGUCUUUUUUGCUGGGAACGUGGCAGGAGGAUGGCAAGCCCUGCAUCGUCACUGACACUUGCAGGGACCUUAUGACCCAACCUGGCACCCAGGGCUAUAUGUUGUCUCACCAGCUCCUCUACUUUAUGUUGGCUGAAAUGAAAGGCUGCUCAGAUGACCUGUUCCUCAGUGGCCAAUAUUACAAGAACAAUUUAUGUGCAAACAUGAUGAAAGUGAACUUGGCUAUUGAAAAUGCUGGAUUCCAGGUUCCUGAUCGUGAUCUCUUCAUGGAAAAUAUUAUGUUUUGUGGUAUCUGUGGCUUCUCCGAUUUCUACAAGCCCCACUGGCUAGAGAUCAUCCUCACCUGGCAGAGACCGGAAGGAUGCUUCGGGAAACCCCAUAUGAAUUCAAGUCCAAUAACCACAGUUGGUCGGAAUGAACAGCAAUUUUUAAGAAGAGUUAAGAGACGAGAUAAAGGAUUUGCAGAUGGCUGUUCCUCCCACAACACAGCUGUGGCAGUUGGGGCCUUGGGGGGCUUCCUCUACCACCUUGCGGACCCCUCACAUGCUGGCACUGAGCCCAGCGAGAGCUUCACACCGAGCGGACAGCAACUGAAGAGAAGCAGCACAGCCUAGUAAGAAACAGCGUGAACUAUUUGAAGGAGCCCGGGCCUGGGAGUCAGAGGAUCUGGGUUCUGAUCCCUGCUCAGCCACUUAUCCAUUGAAUGACC